UAUAGCCUGCCUGCUUUCUGUGACACCUGCAGAACAAGAAGAGGCAUCUCUGCUGGGACUCUCCGUGUUUGGUUCAUCUUCACUCAGUGUUGCUUCAUCUGCCAUGGCUGAGGAAAAUCUGUCCGUGGUGCUGCACGCCCAGGGAGACCUGCGGCUGGAAAACCGCCCCAUCCCAGAGCCUGGACCUAAUGAGGUUCUGCUCCAGAUGCACUCUGUAGGAAUCUGUGGAUCAGAUGUUCACUACUGGCAGCACGGCCGGAUUGGGGACUACGUGGUCACCAAACCGAUGGUGUUGGGGCACGAGGCGUCAGGGCGGGUGGUGAAGGUUGGAUCAGCAGUCAAGCACCUUAAUGCAGGUGACCGAGUGGCCGUUGAGCCCGGCGCGCCCCGCGAGAUGGACGAGUUCUUCAAAAAUGGACGCUAUAACUUGUCUCCUACCAUCUUCUUCUGUGCUACGCCCCCCGACGAUGGAAACCUGUGCCGAUUCUACAAACACAGUGCCAACUUCUGUUACAAGUUGCCUGAUAAUGUGACAUUUGAAGAGGGAGCUCUAAUCGAGCCUCUGUCUGUGGGAAUCCACGCCUGUCGCAGAGCCGGGGUAACCCUCGGCAGCACUGUGCUCAUCUGUGGCGCAGGACCUAUUGGUUUGGUCUGCCUGCUCGUGGCCAAGGCGAUGGGGGCCUCGCAGGUCGUCAUCACCGAUCUGUUCCCCGAGCGUCUGAAAAUGGCCAAAGAGUUGGGCGCAGACUUCCAACUGGCGGUGAAGAAAGGAGACGCACCCCAACAGCUGGCCAAGAGCGUGGAGGACAAGCUGGGCGCUCAGCCUCACGUUACUAUCGAAUGCUCUGGUGUGGAGAGCAGCAUUCAAACGGCCAUCUAUGCGACACGUUCAGGAGGCGUGGUGGCGUUGGUGGGUGUGGGCGCUGACAUGGCCACGGUUCCUCUGAUCAAUGCUGCCCUCAGAGAAGUGGACAUCAGAGGAGUUUUCCGCUACUGCAACACCUGGCCGAUGGCCAUAGCCAUGUUGGCAUCCGGUAAAGUGAACGUGAAGCCCCUCGUGACCCACCGUUUCCCUCUGGAGCAGGCAGCCCAGGCCUUUGAGACCACGCGUCAGGGUCUCGGGAUAAAGGUCAUGUUAAAGUGUGACAAGGAUGACCAGAAGCCCUGAUCUGACCCGCCUGAGAGCGACUCAGCGUGACAAGCAGACAUAAACAACACUGGACAUUGAACCUACGAUAGAAGAUAACAGAGCCGGUUCAAAGAGACACACUAAUAAAAGCCCUGUGAACUGACUGCAGGUCAGAGAUGUAGCUAGCACUGAAUGGUACAAAUCAUUAUUUUACGAUGCUUGAACUUUGUUGUAUAACCAACAUUUUAAUUGUUUUAAGGUUGUACAUAAUUACAUAUUUAAAUUUAUGAUAAUUUUACAUACGGCUACUGAACUAAAAGAAGAUCCUUAAAUAAUAAAACUAAAAUGAAAUGAUA
Molecule: messenger RNA, 1485 nt
Organism: Sebastes umbrosus (honeycomb rockfish)
Lineage: Eukaryota; Metazoa; Chordata; Actinopteri; Perciformes; Sebastidae
Gene: sord
Product: sorbitol dehydrogenase
Exons: 9
Coding region: 104-1168 (354 amino acids)
Biological process (GO): D-sorbitol catabolic process
Molecular function (GO): zinc ion binding; L-iditol 2-dehydrogenase (NAD+) activity
Source: RefSeq, a predicted model, not a curated record